Molecule: messenger RNA, 1695 nt
Organism: Colletotrichum spaethianum
Lineage: Eukaryota; Fungi; Ascomycota; Sordariomycetes; Glomerellales; Glomerellaceae
Product: berberine bridge enzyme-like 26
Exons: 1
Coding region: 1-1695 (564 amino acids)
Molecular function (GO): FAD binding; oxidoreductase activity
Source: RefSeq, a predicted model, not a curated record
AUGGUUCGAAUUCAGGGUUUCGAGGGCUUGCAAUAUUCUCGGGAUGGUAAUGAGUUUGAACAGCGAGACUACGCUUUCUUCAACCAGCAGUAUGCCAGCUCAACUUACCAGAGUGAGCGAGGUAUGAACCCGGAUCUAAUUGUCCGGCCCAAACAUGACAACGAUGUGAUCAAGGCAGUCAACUUUGCCCGAACGAACAACAUCUCUAUCGCUGUCAAGAGCGGUGGUCACCAGUACAGUGGCGCAUCGUCCACCACCGGCAAGAAUAUCCAGAUCGACUUGUCCAAUACUUACAAAGACCUCAUGGUCAUUCAACCAGCAAAACCAAUUGCCGAUGAUAGAGCGCUGGUAUACGUUGGUGUUAGCAUCCGUAACAUGGAGCUGAACGCUUAUCUCAAACACAACAGGCUCUUCGUCCCCCACGGCCAAUGUGCCUACGUGGGCAUUGGAGGACAUGGCCAAACGGGAGGUUACGGCCAGCUUGCCCGAAGCUUUGGACUCUUCGGCGAUCACAUCAGGACUAUUACCAUGGUCUGUCACGACGGUGACAUCCGAGACAUCAGCAAGGCAAGCGACCCGGAGCUCUUCUGGGCCAUUCUUGGCGGCAGCCCUGGAAACUUUGGCAUCAUUACCCACUACAUCAUUGAGGUAUACAAGUCUCAGAGCUACAUAACCGACGUUCCCGGCAUCAACAACUCCAAAAAUCCACAGGGUAUCAAAGCUCUGUGGCUGUACAACAAGGAGUUGCUCGACAAGCUGCUCACCGUUGUCGCUGAGAUGGCCGACGACCGCACCGUCCCGCGCGGCUUUGAUCUCUGUGUUAGUGUUCUCAGUCAAGACUUCCCCAUUGCGACCAUUUUCAAGGAGCUGCAGGACGGCAAAGAAUGGAGCAAGAUGCAAGAGGAAAUCAACCGUCAGAUUGGAGAGGACAUCGCAAACUUUCUCGAGGGCAAAUUCCCCGCUGCCAUAAUACUUUAUGCGCAAUGGUGUCCGACCAGCAAGACCGACAGAUACGAUGCCAGCGUUGACGCUUGGUUCGGCAAGUUCCGAAACCUCAAAGGUUUCGCCCUUCAAUACAAGAAGCUUGACAUGGAGAUGGCCGACAUGACUGGUCAGUGGAUCUUCCCAAAGGAACGAGAGUUCGACCUCCCCUACGAGAAACGGGCGUACGCGACCAACUCGACAAGUCUUGUCAAAGACGGCUGGGUGGAGACCGUCGUUGAUCGUAUCGAUCUCAUCUACAACCCGAAGUCAGCCAUGGAGGGCCAGGAAGGCGACAAGAAGUUUGAGCUCUACCAGAGAUGCAAGCUUGCGGUGCAGAUUCAGUGUUUCGGGGGAGACCAUUCGCUCUUUAAUCUCAACAAGGACAAUGGCACGUCUUUCAGCUGGAGAGACAGUACUGUCGUCCAGGUCCUCGACUGUUUCCACAAGGAAGACGACGAAUCCAGGCAGAUCGCCCAGGCGUGGCAGGCCAAGAACGAUUCCAUUAUGAAUGGGCCUACCAGUUCUUUCAGCAAGAAGGACAAGCGACUUCUGUGGGGCUCUUACGGGGAAUGGAACUUGGGUGACAAGAAGGUUUGGCAGUAUUACUAUGAGGACGAAGAGAAGUACAAGAGAAUCGGCAGGGCGAGGGCCAAGGCUGAUCCCAACGGCACAUUCACGGCGAACCCGUUUGCUGUUACGGCGGCCAACUAG